This is a messenger RNA of Paramecium sonneborni, 3082 nucleotides long. The record is from the annotation of a GenBank genome assembly. NCBI's taxonomy places the organism in Eukaryota, Ciliophora, Oligohymenophorea, Peniculida, Parameciidae.
AUGUCUUAAAGUUUAUUAAGAAAAUCUCGAACAAAUUAGGGUGAUUUAAGUCAAAGUCAUAGUUCACCAGUGAUGAAUGAAGAGGGAAUGAGAAAUUUCAGAAUUUAAUUCUCAGACUUAUCCAGAAAAAGGUUAAGUGAUAGUGGAGAAGUCAAGGAUCCAACAAUCUAUAGUCGAAAAAAAUCAAGACUAUCUUAAUUUUCAAAUAUUAAUAAUAGGCAAAGAGAUUAGAGUGAUCAUAAUCUUAGUAUUAAUUAGUACACUGCUACUACAAAAUAACAUUAUCAACUGAAAUGGAAAGAGCUAAGUGGAUUACCCAAAAAUACUGAUUUACAAUAAAUACUUAGAACAUUUCUUGUGAAGUUAAAAAGAAACGCUAAUAUUUGGGAUCAACUUAGCUAUAAAUAUGCUAACUUUAAAGAAAACUAUCUUUAAGAUGAAGUUAGAUUGUAAUCUUAGUAUAUAUCAUACAUGAGACAAUCUUUCCAUUACAUUAGAUUAUUGUCACUUUUAACGGUUCCAAUUUAAGCUGGAACUCUUUAUAUUGAUUAAUGGAUUUAAGGCUUUAUAAUUAUAUUUUUGAUAAUUGAAUAAAUUGAUUAGUUAUUAAAAAUAAAAUUGGUAAAAUUAAAUAUGUUUUGUAAUUUCAUUUACAUUGGAACCACCAUAUUAUUAAAUUUUGAUCUCAAUUUAACUUGGAAAUUAAUUUUAUUGAUUUUAUCCUUAAAUGGACUUUUAUAUUAAUUUUAAUGGAAUAAAUGUACUCUUGCUUUAUUACUUUUAAUCUAUAUAAAUUAUUUUGCAAAUUUAUGGCUAUUGAUUAAUUAUAAUGAUUGUACAUAUUUAGAUUCCCUCAUUUGGACAAUUAAUAAUUGUGUAUAAUAUUCACAAUAAAUAGAAAGUUACCAUUUAAUGCAGUUGAUACAUAGACGGAAAACUAAAAUAAUUAAAUCAUCAGUGUAGCCUUUUAAAUAUUUUCGUUUUACUUUUAGAUACUUUUUAUUUCAGUUUUAGUAAAAUUCUCUUUUUCAUCUAGUCUGUAUAAAUAUUUGAUUUAAUAUUAGAUAGGAAUUAUUUGUAGAUUUUUUAAAACUUAAUAAGGUAGAUUAAAAACUUAUAGAUGAGGCUAAGGAUAUAUUGAAUUAAAAUAUUCAUUCUGAUGAAUUAUAAAGAGUAACUUAAAAAAUUAAAUAAAAUAGGUAAAUAAUUUAAUGUAGCAAUUACCAAUAAAUAUAUAAAAACCAUUAUUUUUUAUAAUAAAGAGUAAAAAAUUGCAAGAAAUUGCUUUUUUUACUUAAUAUUUUUCUAAACAAUCAAUUGAUGAAAUUGCAUUUGAAUCUGUGUUGAAAUUUUGCAAAUCAAAUGAGAUUAUUGUAGAAAAAGGAUAGUAAAAUGAAUAGAUUUAUGUUGUAUUAUAAGGUGAGAUUGGAAUAUAUGAUAAUAAUAUUUAUCUUUAAAGUUUGCCAAUGAAUUAGGCUUUUGGGAUAGAAAAUUUAAUAAUGAAUUAAGGACAUAACUUGACAAUGAGAAGUAAAGGAAAUUCAAUUUUAAUAUAAAUAAAUCACUCUUAAUUUAUUUAAACAAUAAAAAAAAUCAAUAAUGAUUUAGAAAUAUUUCAUUCAAUAAAAAAUGAAGUUUUGUUUAUGAAUAAAAUUGAAUUAUUACUUUAAAGUUGUUAUGUUUGUGGAUCAUUUGAACAUUUAAGUUCUUAAUGCAAUAAGGUGCAUAUUAAUUUGAAUAAGAAUUUAGUUAUAAGUAGACAUUUAUACACAAAACCAUAGAAGAGAAAAAAGUUUGAUAGAAAAUGGGAUCAUAGAGCGAACUCUUUAUACAAUUAUAAAUUAGUAAAAAGUUGUGGGAGAAGAUUAAAAUGGAAUUAUGGAAUUUAAUUACCAGAGUGUGAUGUUUAUGAAAGAGGAGAAUAUGAAUAUGAUGAUGAAGAUAAUGAAGAAAUUUAUUAAGGACAUCUUUCUUAUAAAGAUUUAACAAAUCCAUCAAGAGUAAGAAUUUAAUCUAAUUUAAGAAGAGUGUAGAAGUUGUUUCAGGUUAAACUUUAAAGGAUACUUUUUAUAAUGAUUAUAUAGAUAAUGAAGAAUAAUUAUAAUAUUAUUAAUUGUAAUAAUAAUAAUUAUAAUAAUAAUAAUAAUAAGAAAUAAAUCGACAUUCAGGACUUAAAUAAACAUUAUCGACAGCUGGAUUUUAAAAUGAUGAUUUAUAUUUUGGAGAUGCUAUAAAUAUCCAAUUAUAACACAAAUAAUUUACAUAAAAUAGCAAUACAUUUAAAUCAUCAAGUGGAUAGACAUAUCAAAGUCAGAAGAGUUAACAAAUAAAGUAAUAAUAAUAAUAAUAAUAAUAAUAAUAAUAAUAAUAAUAAUAAUAAUAAAUAUAAUAAUAAUAAUAAUAAAAGAUACCAUUCUAAUCAAAAACAUAUGCAUAGAGUCCAUUAGGUACAAAUUAAUUUUUGAUUGCAAACAAUCGUAAUUCUUAACCAAAAUUAACAUUUUCUUAUGAUCCUUUUUACCAUGAAUACAAUAAUAAAUAAACAAUGGGAUAACCUUAAUAAGAAUAUUAAACAAUGAUAAGGCCAUAAUUUAGAUCUUCUACAAAUUAUAUUCCUAGUGGUGCAACAUAAUUACCAGUUGUAUCAGAAGAAAGAGAUUCAUAAUUAAAUACACCUUAGAUAAACUUACCAUAUACAUCAGCUAAAUCAAUAAGUUCAGUAGGUAUAUCAAGUAUUGAUGAUAUUUAAAGAAGAGAUGGAUAAAAUAAUACUUACACAGGUCCUAGAAGGAUGACUUAGAAAUAAACUAAUACAAUAGCAAGUACAAUUAGUCCAGAUAUACAUAAGAAGAAAUCAAUUUCAGGAUCUAAUUCAAGAUCUUAUUCAGCUUUAUCUUCAAGAUAGAUUCAGCAUUAUAGUGAUCUAGAUAAUUUAUUAUUUAAAAUAAAUGUGAAAGAUAACUUUGACAUUGAUUAAAUCGGAAUAUAUUAAUAAUUCAAGCCUUAGAAUAAUUAUGAUUGUGUGGUGAAUUAAAUCAAAAUAUAAAGUAAGAAAUUAAUAAAAUAAAAGAAAAUAAAAUGA